AUGGAGAGCGGUGGAGAAGCUGGCGGUGUGGUCGUCUUCGGCUUGCCGGGUGGGGCGGUGACUGAGGCUGAGGGUGGUCGGGUUGCUGUCGGCCGGCGGGAGUCUGACAAUGGGAAUGUGAUUUGUGGAUUCCGCGGUCGCUCCCGAUAUGAAUUGGUAGAUGCCGAGAAGAUGACGACGAGAACCCAUGUCGGGAGCUACGGGGUCCACACCAGGAAGCCAGAAAAAAUUGUCGUCCUCCGUGCCCUAAUGAACCCUAUUACUGAAUCCCUCGGUCCACACGGCUCGUUAGAUCUGGCGGCCGCCGCGACCCUGCUGGAAUUGGACUGCUGCGGCGGUGGGGAAGGCAGCGCGUAG
Molecule: messenger RNA, 357 nt
Organism: Striga asiatica
Lineage: Eukaryota; Viridiplantae; Streptophyta; Magnoliopsida; Lamiales; Orobanchaceae
Source: the annotation of a GenBank genome assembly